CCAGUUGCUGUGGCAAGUGAGUAUGCCUCCAAGAGUCUGGAUAAAUUGGGAGAAAAGCUUCAACUCCUUCAAAACCCAGUGGAACAGAUUAUUGCUGACACAAAGGAGCGGAUCUCAUCCGGAGUGGCUGCUGCCAGGGAUGCUGUGAGCAGCAAGCUGACAGGUGUGAGAGAUGUGACAAAGGAGACUCCUCAGAGCAGUGUGGAGGCUGCCAGAUCUGCAGUGCCCAGCAGUGUGGGGAUGGGCACGGACUCUGGAGUUGGCCAGGCAGCAAUAAGUGGAGCAGAAGCUGUGCUGGGGAGAACAGAAGAUGACUCUCUCCCUAUUGGAAAUGAGGAACUAGCCAAACUGGCAGCCUCUGAGGAGGGUGCAGACAUAAUGCCUGUGGAGCAGCAGCAGGAGAAGAGGAGGUACUUUGUGCGUUUGGGGUCUCUCUCUGAUGAACUUCGCCCGUUUGCCUACCUGCACUCAACAGACAAAAUGAAGAGGGUCUGGCAGGGCAUGCAGGAGGCCCUUGCACAGCUUCAUGGUGUCCUUGAGCUGAUUGAGGUGUUUAAGCAAGGAUUUAAUCAAAAGCUUCAGGAAGGACAGAAGAAACUGCACCAGAUGUGGCUGGACUGGAGUAGGAAGUCUUCCAAAGAGAGUGGAGAUGAAACAUCUGCAGAGCCAGAAGAGAUGGAGUCUCUGGCCCUGCUCAUGGCAUGCAAUAUCACACAGCAGCUACAAAUCACCUGUUGUAAAAUAGUGUCUGCAGUCCAAGGCCUUCCUUCAAGCCUUCAGAAUAAGGUGAAGCAAUCUCUUACCACCAUAGAGGAGCUUCAUGCUUCUUUCUUGGCAGCAAACUCCAUCCAGGACUUGCCCAGCAGUGUCUUGACCCAGAGCCAGAAGAAGCUGGCUGUGAUCCAGAAGUACAUGGAGGAGCUGCUGGACUACCUGAAGAACAACAUACCUCUGUCCUGGCUAGUGGGACCCUUUUGCCCCAGGGAGGUGGAGGAAACAUCACGGGAGGAUGAUGCCCCCCAGGAGGAGGAGGUAGAGAGAACAGAAACAGGGCAUCAUGAAGCCUCCAACACUCUCAUGUAA
Molecule: messenger RNA, 1083 nt
Organism: Merops nubicus (carmine bee-eater)
Lineage: Eukaryota; Metazoa; Chordata; Aves; Coraciiformes; Meropidae
Product: perilipin-3-like
Exons: 5
Biological process (GO): lipid storage; positive regulation of triglyceride storage
Cellular component (GO): lipid droplet; cytosol
Source: RefSeq, a predicted model, not a curated record